AUGGCCGCGGGUUUGCUCCCCCGAGCCCCGGCGUGGGAGCUGAGCGCCAGUCCCCGCCGGCGGCGCCGCUGGGCCGCGCGGGGCGCUGAGGAGGACGCGGAGGAAGGCCCCGCCGUCCUGGUUCUCAGCCACUUCUCGCGGCCUCCGUUCCUCAGCUUCGGCAGUCUGCGCGUGGGCGCCUCCCGCACCCGCCUCCUGGGCAUCGACAACCCCAACGCGGAGGAUGUCGAGGUGGUCGUGGACCGCUUCCCGGCCUCGGCCAAGGGCUUCAGCCUUGAGCAUCGCCUGUUCUCUGUGCAGUCAGGACAAAGAAUCUUUAUCUCUGUGACAUGGACACCAUUAGAAGAAGGAAAAGUAAGGGAAAUGGUAACUUUUCUUAUUAAUGGUGUUGUAAAGCAUCAAGCUGUGCUCCUGGGUGUUGCUGAACAGCCUGUGAAGAAAAAGAAGAGUCUUUGGGAUACUCUGAAGAAGAAAAACUCUUCAGAAAUAUCUGCUUCAAUAAAAGUUAAAAAAAGUACUUCAAAAGUUAAAAAUGUUAAUCAAACCUUUCAAGUUUCCCAGAAGGUGGAUAGGCUUAGAAGCCCACUUAAGCCAUGUGAAAAUCAGAACACAAUGCAAAAUAGUACAUCCCCAGGAAAUGACUCUCUUGUUGGCUCAGAAAAUAAAUUACCUUUAUCUCCUAUUUCACCAGUGCUAGAGGAACAUCAUAAUACUGUUUGCACACCUCUCCAAAUGAGAAGAUCUACUACGUUCUCAGAUAUUGCUGCACCUGUAAAGGAGGAGUUACUGCCUGGAACAGACAGCGGUAAUGUGAAUAAAUUUAUUAGAGAGCACGAUGAAUUAACAUCUGAAAGUGCAUACACAUCUGUUGGAUUAGCACAACUGCGGAUUCCAAAUGAUGAAGUAUUUCUCAAUUGUACACUCUCACCAGUUUGCACUCCAGAACACUCGGCAUCUGUGGGUGUUUUAAAUACAAGGAGAAUUUUAAGUCCAGAUUCGUUUGUAAGUGACAGCUACCAAGUGGAUAUAGAUACAAUACAGCAGCCUAUGCCAAUUCUGUCACCUGAUCAGUUUGUAAAAGACAACUUGUUAGAUAGGCAAUCAAAGGCUCCAAAACCCAAGGCAGCUACAGAGACUUGUGUUGUAAACAGAGUCCUACCCUCAAAAUGGACAAAAAAAGAUGAUGUAGGGACAAAAACACAUGUUCAUAUAGAACACAACUUAAAUGAAGCCUUUUUGAUGCAUAGUGUAGAAUCACCAAUACUUCAUUUUAACAAACCCACAGAAAAUCUCUUCAGUUUUCCUUCUACAGAGGAACUUCAGACUCACUGUUCUUCUCAGAGAGAAGAAGCCAAACCAAAAAAGCGUCCAGUUCUUUCUGCCACUGUCAUAAAAAACAAGCCUGUUGCUGCUGAAGAAAAAAGAAUGGAAACCCUCCAGCCAAAAUCUAAAAAAUGUCUUAGUAAAGCAAUAAUGGAAAGUGCUAAUGUGGUGCCUGUUCAUGCAAACACAGAAAUAUCUAAACACCUUCCAGUUAUAGGUCCCAUUUCAUCUCCUACUGGAUCAACUUCUUUGUGUCGUAAAAGGAAAAGUGAAAUACAUGUAGAAAACAGUAGAGUUGCAGCUCCAGUGUAUGCAGAAGAAGUGGAAAGAAAGAGAACUCUUAAAUUUAUUGUGGAUGAUAAAACACAUGCUACUAUGAGACCAUCAGCCUUCAAACCCACAAACCGAGAGAGAGUAGGGCAGAGGAAGAGAGCUGGCCCUUCACUUCAGAAAGCAUCUAAAACUAGAAACAGAAUUAGUAAACCCAUCCCUGGAUUGGCUCAGUCUCACCUGACAUUUGUGAAACCACUGAAAACAGUCAUCCCUAGGCACCCAAUGCCUUUUGCUGCUAAAAACAUGUUUUAUGAUGAACGUUGGAAGGAGAAACAGCAACGAGGUUUCACCUGGUGGUUAAAUUUUGUACUUACCCCUGAUGACUUUAGUGUAAAAACAAAUACCUCUCAAGUAAAUGCGGCUGCUCUUAUUUUGGGAGAAGAGAACCAUCAUAAAACCAGUGUUCCUAAAGCACCAACAAAAGAUGAAGCAUCUCUAAAAGCUUAUACAGCUCGUCGUAAGCUGAAUAAGUUACGACGUGAUGCUUGCCGUUUGUUUACCUCGGAAACAAUGGUUAAAGCUAUUAAGAAGCUGGAAGUUGAAAUUGAAACUAGACGUUUGCUAGUUCGUAGAGACAGACACCUCUGGAAAGAUGUAGGAGAGAGGCAGAAAGUCCUUAACUGGCUUUUAUCUUACAACCCUUUGUGGCUGCGUAUAGGUCUGGAGACUGUUUUUGGAGAACUCAUAGCUUUGGAGAGUAAUAGUGAUGUUAUGGGUUUAGCAAUAUUUAUCCUUAAUCGCUUGCUUUGGAACCCUGACAUUGCAGCUGAAUACAGACAUCCCACUGUGCCUCACCUUUACCGAGAAGGUCAUGAAGAAGCUUUGUCAAAAUUCACACUGAAAAAAUUGCUGCUGUUAGUUUGCUUUCUGGAUUGUGCCAAACGGUCCCGAAUGAUUGACCAUGACCCUUGCCUCUUUUGUAAGGAUGCAGAGUUCAAGGCUAGCAAAGACCUACUGCUGGCAUUUUCUCGGGACUUCCUGAGUGGUGAAGGUGACCUUUCCCGCCAUCUUGAUUUCUUAGGACUGCCUGUCAGUCAUAUUCAAACUCCACUUGAUGAAUUUGAUUUUGCUGUCACCAAUCUGGCUGUGGACUUGCAAUGUGGUAUUCGUCUUGUGAGAACAAUGGAACUUCUCACCAAAAACUGGAAUCUUUCAAAACAACUGAGAGUUCCUGCAAUAAGUCGGCUACAGAAGAUGCAUAAUGUUGACAUUGUUCUUAAUGUCCUUAAAGAGCGAGGAAUUCACUUGAAAGAUGAAAGUGGUGCUUCAAUUGACUCCAGGGAUAUUGUGGAUAGGCACAGAGAACGAACGUUAGCACUCCUGUGGAAAAUUGUCUUUGCCUUUCAGGUGGAUGUUGUUCUUAAUGUGGAACAGCUGAAAGAAGAAAUUGAGUUUUUAAGGAAUGCACACAAGCGAAAAAAACCCUUGGGUGCUUUAAAGACUUUUCCAAAAUGUUGUAGAGUACAAGAUGAUAAUAGUAGUAACUCCUCACCUCAAAGUUACAGUGAAAAUGUGGAACUGCUUAUGGCAUGGGUUAAUGCUGUUUGUGGAUUUUACAAUAUUAAGGUGGAAAACUUCACAGUGUGUUUCUCAGAUGGUAGAGUAUUCUGUCAUUUGAUUCAUCAUUAUCAUCCAUGUUAUGCGCCUUUGGAAGCGGUUUGCCAGCGUACAACUCAAACAGUAGAAUGCUCAAGAACUCAUACAGUGGGACUAAACUCUUCCUCCUCAUCCUCUUCAGAAUCUGAUACUUCUCUAAAUGUUGUGGAAGGAAUGUUUGACCAAACUGCAACUGCCUCAGUUCUGUACAAGGAACUCUUGGACAAUGAAAAGAAAAACUUCCAGCUGAUCAAUGCUGCAGUUUCUGACCUAGGUGGAAUACCAGCAAUGAUUCAUCACUCAGACAUGUCAAAUACAAUUCCUGAUGAGAAAGUUGUUAUUACCUACCUAUCAUUUCUGUGUUCGAGGCUUCUAGAUCUUCGUCAAGAAACUCGAGCUGCUCGAUUAAUUCAGUCUGCUUGGAGGAACUACAGGCUGAAAAGGGAACUGAAACUUUCUCAGGAAAAAGACAGAGCUGCUCGGAUAAUUCAGAAAUCUGCAUUAAACUUCUUGGCUCGUCGACGCAUCCUGAAGGAAGUGAAUGCAGCAGUUUUCAUCCAGAAGCACUGGAGAAGAUACAUAGCCAGGAUUAUUUUUUUAAAUCUGAAAAAGGCUAAAUUGGAAGAAGCCAGAAAUAAAUCUGCCACAGUCAUUCAGGCUUAUUGGAGGAGAUACUCUGCUAGGCAAAGAUAUUUACAACUACGAUACUAUGUUAUCUUUGUACAAGCAAGAAUAAGGAUGGUGAAGUCGGUUGCUGCAUAUAAACGAAUUGUUUGGGCUGCUGUUACAAUUCAGAGUCAUCUGCGUGCAUCUAAAUUGGCAAAAAAAGAUCGGCAAAGAUAUGAAACCUUCAGGUCUUCAGCACUUACUAUUCAGUCUGCUUUCAGAAGAUGGAGAAGACACAAAAUUCAGCAGAAAAUUAAAGCAACUUUAGUGCUUCAGGCUUAUUUCCGAAAAUGGCAAUCUUCAAAACUGGCUAAAAGAGAGAGGGCUGCUCUUGUCCUACAAUCUUGGUGCAGGAUGCACAGAGAUCUGAAACAGUAUCUACGUAUGAAGCAAAGUGCUAUCAAGAUUCAGGCUUGGUACAGGUGUCAGCUGGCUAGACGUAUUUACCAGGAGCACAGAGCAAAAAUAGUGACAAUUCAGCAGUAUUACAGAGCUUAUAAGCUAGGAAGAAUGGAAAGACACUACUAUUUGCAAAAGCGUGCAGCAGUGAUAGUUCUCCAAGCUGCUUUUAGGGGAAUGAAAGCACGUAAACUAUACAGGCAAACAAAAGCAGUUUGUGUUUUUCAGUCACUGUGGAGAAUGAAAAAAGAGAGACUAAGGUUUCUGCAAUUAAAAAAAUCCGUUACUACGUUGCAGGCACAUGUCAGAAAAUACCAACAAGUAAAAAGAUACAGAGAGAUGAAAAAUGCUGCUUCUGUAAUUCAAACUUGGUACAGGGCAUGUGUCACUUCUAAAAAGGCAGCUGCUUCUUUCCAGCGAAUGUGCCUGGCUGCUAUUGUCCUGCAGUCUGCCUACAGAGGAAUGGAAGCUAGGAAAGAAGCUCACAUGCUGAGAUCUGUGAUAAAAAUUCAGUCAAGUUACCGUGCUUAUAUUGUCCGGAAGAGGUUUAAAAACUUGAAAGAUGCAACAGUGAAGAUUCAAGCUUUUGUAAAGAUGAGGCAAGCAUGUAAGCAUUAUUGUGCACUAAAGGAGGCAACACUUUAUGUCCAGCGAAGGUAUCGGUCUCAUAGAUACACUCUUCAGCUUAAAGAAGAUUAUAGGAAACUGAAAGGAGCUUGCAUAAGAAUUCAAGCUGUAGUUCGAGGCUAUCUGGUCAGGAAACAAUUACAGAGGUGGAGGGAGACUGCAAUAUUUCUGCAGGCAUGCUACAGAAUGAGAAGGGACAGGCAACGCUAUUUAAGCAUCUAUAGUGCUGCCAUUGUCAUUCAAAAACAUUAUCGUGCAUACAAAAAGCAGCUGUGUCAGAGGCAGGAGUUCUUGCAAGUUAAAAAAGCAGCUGUGUGCUUACAGGCAGCCUACAAGGGUUAUAAAGCACGUAAAAAGCUUAAACUUGAAUAUAGAGCUGCUAUCAAAAUUCAAACUGCAUUUAGAGCUCACGCCGCAAGAAGGAAAUAUAAGGCAAUGGUUCAGGCCUCCAUUGUGAUUCAGAAGUGGUACAGAACUUACAAGACUGGUAACAGGCAAAGACUGAAGUUCUUAAGGACAAGAGCAGCAGUGCUGUCUUUACAAGCAGCUUUUCGUGGCUGGAAGGUACGAAAGAAGAUUCAAAGAGAAUGUUUUGCUGCUACUAAGAUACAGUCUGCCUUCAGAAAAUUCAUUGCUCUGAAAAAAUUCAGAGUUAUGAACCAUGCUGUGCUAACUAUCCAAAAGCAUUACAGAGCCAGUGUUAUAGGCCAGAAACAACGGCAAGAAUAUAUUCAGCUGCGGGACUCUGUAGUGUGUCUUCAGGCAAUAUGGAGGGGGAAAACUGUGAGAAAAACAAUUCAAAAGAAACAUAAUCACGCAACAGUUAUUCAGUCCUAUUAUAGAAUGCAUAUAAAUCAACUAAAAUACAAGAAACUGAGACGAGCCACUCUAGUGAUUCAGAAAUACUUCAGAGCUUACUGUAUGAAAAAAGCCCAGCGUGCAAUUUAUCUAAAAAAAAGGGCAGCGGUGUUAGUUUUGCAGUCUGCUUACCGUGGGAUGACUGUGAGGAAACAAUUGAACCAACUUAACAAAGCUGCUACAACCAUACAAGCUGCCUUCAGAUCUUACCUGGUCAAAAAGAACUAUGAAAGACUUAGAUCUGCAGCUAUGGUAAUUCAAAGGCAUUAUCGUGCACUUAUUCAUGCUAAAUGUCAAAAGCAGAAAUACCAGUCUUUAAAAAAAGCCACAGUCAAAAUGCAGGCAGUUUUUAGAGGUGUAAGAGUUAGACGACAAAUUCUCUGUGUGCAUCGAGCAGCUGUUUGUAUCCAAGCCACGUUUAAGAUGCAUCGCAUGAUGAUAAAAUACCAGGCAAUGAGAAUGGCAGCAAUUAUAAUUCAAAGGCAAUAUAGAGCAUUUUGUGUAGGCAAAAUACAACGCAAAAAGUACUUGGAACUGAAGAAAUCUGUCAUAGUCCUUCAGGCUGCUUGUAGAGGCAUGAGGGUCCGACGGGACUUAAAAGCUAUGCAUCAGUCAGCAGCAGUGAUACAGUCUUAUUAUCGAAUGCACAAACAACAGAGGGAUUUCAGAAAAUUGUUGCUGGCAACUCAGCAGAUUCAGCAGUGGCUCCGUGCUUGUAAGGAGCGAAAUGCACAAGUUCACAACUAUAUGAUUAUGAAAAGUGCUACACUUCGUAUUCAGGCUGCAUUCCGUGGUAUGAAAACAAGAAGACUUGUAAGAACUAUGAAUGAAUCAGCUGCACUUAUUCAAAGGAGAUUUAGAACUUUUCUCAAAAGAAAGCAUUUUCUUUCCAUCAAGACAGCUGCUGUUGUAAUUCAGAGAAGAUACAGAGCAACAAAACUAGCAAAAAUUCAACGUAAAAAAUAUCUCUGUUUCCUUAAUGCUGCUGUUAUCAUACAGUCUGCUUAUAGAGGCUUUGUGGUAAGAAGAAAAAUACAACAGAUGCAUCAAGCUGCUACAGUUAUUCAAGCAACAUUAAGAAUGCGUAAAGUUUACGUUUCUUAUCAAGCUAUCAGGCUUGCUUCAGUAAUCAUACAGCAACGUUAUCGUGCUUACAGGGAAGGGAAGCGUGUGAGAGGCACAUACCUGAAACUGUACAAUUCUGUUUUAGUUCUUCAAGCUGGCUAUAAGGGAAUGAAAACAAGAUGCUUCUUGAAGAAAAGACAUGAGGCAGCGCUUACAAUACAGAAAAACUACCGAAUGUAUAGACAGUACCACCAUUACAGAAAAGUUCAGUGGGCAACCCAGCUAAUACAGCAGAGAUACAGAGCAAAUAACCUAAAGAAAAUUGCAGUACAGCAUUACUCUUCAUUAAAGAAAGCUGCAACUUGUAUUCAGAAGGCUUUCCGAGACUUGCAGGCAAAAAAGCAACAUCGAAAAAUGCACUGUGCUGCUAUUAUUCUUCAGAAAAAUGUUAAAGCUCUUAGAGAACGUCAACGCUAUCUCUCUCUUAAAGCAGCUACUCUUGUCUUUCAGAGAAGGUACAGAGCUUUGAUUCUGUCAAGACAGCUUACUUCAGAGUAUCUUUCUCUUCGCAGAGCAACUAUUCAAGUACAGGCUGUGUACAGAGGUAUCAGGGUACGGAAGAAAAUUGAGCAUAUGCAUUUAGCAGCUGGUACAAUACAGUCAGCCUACAAAAUGCACAGGACUAGAAGGUUCUAUCAAAAGAUGAGAAUUGCAGCUAUUGUUAUACAGAACUACUAUCGAUCGUACGUUAAAGGAAAGAAUAAUCGGAAGCAAUAUCUGACAAUGAAGAAUUCUGCUCUUGUUAUUCAAGCAUCAUAUAGAGGCAUGAAGGAACGACAGAAACUGAAAACCAUGCACAUGUCAGCAACUGUAAUACAAUCUAGUUAUCGCAGGUACAUACAACAUAGGUACUACAAACAGUUAUGCUGGGCUGUCAGAGUUACACAGCAAAGGUUCAGAGCCAAAAUGGCAAAAGAAGCUGCCAUGAAAAACUAUGCAAAAAUUAAAAAAGCUGUAGUUUGCCUUCAGUCCUCUUUUCGUGCUAAGAAAGCUAGGCAGUUGUACAAAACCAAUGUUGCUGCACGGCGCAUACAGUCGUUCUUACGCAUGUCUGUAGAGAGGAGGCGUUUUCUUGAAAAGAAAGCAGCAGCAAUAACAAUCCAGUCUAUGUUCCGAUGCCGAAGAGCAAGGACUCGCUAUAAACUGAUUCAGAGUUCAGCAGUUACUAUUCAAAGGUGGUACAGGUCAUGGCAUAGGGCUUGCUUACAGAAAGCAGAAUAUUCUGCUCAAAGACGAGCAAUAAUAAUUAUUCAGUCUGCCUUCCGUGGUAUGAAAGCAAGAAAAAUAGCACAACAAAAACGAGCUGCAAGAAACAUUCAGUCUUUUCUUCAGAUGGCUGUGCAGCGUAGAAAAUUUAUUCAGCUUAGAACAGCAGCUAUUACAUUACAAGCAUAUUACUUAAUGCAUAAAACUAAAUCGCAGUAUUCAAAAUAUAAAAAAGCAGCAGUUGUCAUACAACGAUGGUACCGUUCCCACUUGGCUGUAAAACAUCAAAGAAUGACUUACUUACAAACCUGGAGAAACAUUGUCACUGUGCAGGCUAGAGUCAGAGGAUUCAUUGAAAAGAAGAAGUUUCACAGAAUUAAAGAAAGCACAAUAAAAAUUCAGGCAUUUUUCCGUGGGUUUAUUCAGAGACAGAAAUACCUUCAGUACAAAUCUUCUGCUAUAUUAAUACAGCAGCACUACAGAGCCCAUCAGAUGCGAAAUAUUGAACAACUAAGAUACCAUCAAAUGAAAAGAGCUGCCAUUAGAAUUCAGGCAUCAUAUAGAGGAUAUAAAGCCAGGCAGUGGAUUAACAAAACGAGAGCAGCACAAGUAAUUCAAGCCUGGUAUCGAGGCUGCAGAGCACGAAAGAAAUAUGCAUCUGUGGUAAAAGCUGUACGAGUUAUUCAGGGUCACUUCAAAACAAAACAGCAGCAGACCUGGUUUUUGAAAAUGAAGUUCUGUGCACUUACCAUUCAAAGAAGAUGGAGAGCAACCCUUACAGCACGAAUGAUUCGCUACCAAUUUCUGGCAACUAGGAAUGCUGCAGUUAAGAUUCAGUUGGCAUAUAGACAGUACAGGGCAAGAAGACUUCUAAGAAAGAUUUUAGAAUGGAAACAAAAGAAGAGACUGCUUCAUUUUGCAGCAGCUGUUUAUCAUCAUAUCUCUGCAAUUAAAAUUCAAAGGGCAUAUAGGAUUCACUUCAUCCUAAAACUUGCACAAAACCAGAUCUCAUCUGUUCUUAUAAUACAGAGAUGGUUCAGAGCAAAAAUGCAACAAAAGAGAUUUCAAAGAGAUUAUCAAAGAAUGAUUCGGUUACAACGUGUGAUUCGAGGCUGGCUAAAUCACAGAAGGGCUGCAGCCGUCAUCAUCCAGCGAAACGUGCGGAGGUUCCUCGCCUGCAGACGCAGGAGAAAAUUUGCAGCUGGAAUAAUUAAAUUACAGGCAUUGUGGAGAGGAUAUUCCUGGAGAAAGAGUAAUGACACAGCAAAAAUUAAAGCUUUAAGAUGUAGUUUAGAAAAGGCUAAUGAAAAGAGCAGAGAAGAAAACAAACUCUGCAACAGAACCGCAAUUGCAAUCGAAUACCUUCUGAAAUACAAACAUCUCUCUUAUAUUCUUGCGGCAUUAAAGCAUCUAGAGGUGGCUACUAGGCUGUCCCCACUUUGUUGUGAAAAUAUGUCCCGGAGCAGAGCAAUCUUCACUAUUUUUGUUCUGAUCAGAAGUUGCAACCGGAGUGUGCCAUGCAUGGAUGUGAUCAGAUACUCAGUUCAGGUUCUACUAAAUGUUUCAAAGUAUGAGAGAACUACUCAAGCAGUUUAUGAAGUAGAAAAUUCUAUAGAUACAUUACUAGACUUACUGCAGAUGUACAGAGGAAAAGCUGGGGACAAAAUUUCAGAGAAAGGAGGAAGCAUUUUCACAAAGACCUGUUGUUUGUUGGCCAUCCUUUCAAAGGACUCGAAAAGAGCUUUGGAAAUCCGAAGCAUGCCAAGAGCUGUUACUUGUAUCCAAAGCCUAUAUAAACUUACAGCUCGGAAACACAAAAUGGAUGCAGAGAGAACACUUGUGAAGCAGAAAACAAACAGUUUCUUAAGUGGAACUUCCUCAGUUCCAGUAACUCCUCUAAAAAUAAAAACAGUUUCAAGAAUUAAACCAGACUGGGUUUUGAGGAAAGAUAACAUGCAAGAAAUUGUGGAUCCUCUGCAAGCAAUUCUUAUGGUGAUGGAUACACUUGGUAUUGCCUGCUACUGAUAUGUAAAUUAUGUAUAUGAAAUGUAUUUGUACAGCGUGUAUGUAGUAGACAGCGAAAUUAUUUUAGAAGAAAGCAAAUAAAUCUCAUUCUACCCUUGAAAAUAAUUUUUCAAAUUACAGUUAACAUUUCUGUAACAUUUUUGUAUUGUAUACAGCUUUUGAAAUCCUAUUUUGUACUGUGGCCAAAACCAAUUGUACAAUAAAGUCCUGGAAAUUUCACUAGUGCAGUAAUGUGUUACUGUUACACAACCGUGAAUCUUAUAAAGAGCAGGGUAUUCCUUACUCUGAUUAAAUAUAAUAGAAUUAUAUUAAAAACAAUUGGUUUUGUGGGGCAGUUAUGUUGGCUUGUCUGAUCUGGAGAGAUAUAGGUAGAAAGGGAGGCAUAAUCUGAAUUUCAAAACUGGCUACUGUUUUUGGAGAACUUUGCUGUCUAAUAAGGUUUUGAAGGGCUUGUGUGUGACUAAGAAAUACAGUUUUAGUAUAAUUUUUUUAAACACUGUGAGAUUGUGAUGGAACAAUGGGAUGUUGAAAGGGUGAAUUUAGAAAUUCUGACCUGAUAUUUUGAGGGAUGUGAUUUGUGAGUGCUUUCUUCUCUCAAAUGAGCAGUACAUACAAGCUUGCAUCUCCCCUGGCUGAAUAUAUGGUGCUCAUCACAGCAUUUCCCUUAAAUUCUGUUUGCUUGGGCCUUGGAAUUGCAUUUCCUUAAAGCAAAGCCAAGAAAAUGAAAGCUCUAAAAUUAUACCCUCCCAUCCCCCCUAUUUAGAGAUUAUGCCUCCCGGUGGUGGAAUGUGAUGCCAGAUCAACUGGUAGCCAUUACUCGGUGAGGUGAUAAUGUAUUGUAAAUGAGUGUUGGGGUUUUUUGAUUUUGUUUAAAAAAGGCUCAAAAGGGGCUAGUUGUAUACACCAAAAUCCAACAGACAAAUAACAAUGGUGGCUGUGUUCUUAAUGUAGGAGCCUCCAGAAUUAAUCAUAUAUAGAAUGCA
Molecule: messenger RNA, 11141 nt
Organism: Apus apus (common swift)
Lineage: Eukaryota; Metazoa; Chordata; Aves; Apodiformes; Apodidae
Gene: ASPM
Product: assembly factor for spindle microtubules
Exons: 28
Coding region: 1-10158 (3385 amino acids)
Biological process (GO): mitotic cell cycle; spindle organization; establishment of meiotic spindle localization
Cellular component (GO): spindle pole
Molecular function (GO): protein binding
Source: RefSeq, a predicted model, not a curated record